CACGUGCACGCGGUGAGAUCGUAACUCGUACCGUAACGUGUUUCUUGUUUUUCUACUCAGGUUUUUGCCGUUGUCGGAGGUUUCCGAAAACCUAUUGAAUAUUUGUGAUUAAGAAUCGAUUGUACAUCCAUUUGAGGUUGCACAAUGGAAGUGGAUUGCGAUCGAAUAUAUCGCAGCCUGCGAUGGUUACGAGAAGAGUUGAAAUGUGUGCAUGUUGAACCAUUUUUAAGGUUAUCCCGUUUAACAUCAUCGGAUAUGGACCAAUUAGUGACGGUGCUAGGUCAGUUGAUUGUGGAUCCGCAAUAUACGGAACAAAUCGGUAGUUCGUUUGCCAACGUUCUGCUUUUGAUUGUUACCAAUGCAUUUAACGGAAGCAACGACGAGGCACAGUUUCUGAAUGGCACAUCCGAAAUGAACGUUGAAAACCAUCGUAGACGAUGUGUUGCCUUAUCCAAACUAAUCAAUUGCUGUCCAAGUGUGCUAAGGUUCAGUAUUUCCUUUUUCCGUGCAAAUCCUGCGCCAUUCGGGUCAGACGAAUCAUUGAGCUAUGUUCCAAAAUCGAAACAGAAGAAAAGCGAUGGGGUACCCGUUACCGAUCUAGAGCUGGCCCAGUGUUGUUAUCGUUUUUUGGUCGCGGAUACAAGCUACUUUCGAUCCGCGUGGAAUUGGGCUGAUUUUUUCGAUCGUUUCGAAGGACACGGUUGUCACCGAGAAAAAUAUUACUAUAACAGAAUAGUAGCGAUAGUUGUCGGUAUGAGUCAGAGCGAUUUAAAUCAACUCGAUCGGAACAUUCCGGUUGAAGUGAUCGUCGGUGAACAGAUGGCGCAGCGACAGAUUGUCGAAGGGAGGUCGGAAGAUUAUACCGCAGAAUGCGGUAGGAAGAUAGUUUGGGAUUUUAAAAGUAACUUUGUCACCAAUGUGGCGGAUGUUGCUCUGCCAAUUUUCGACUACGACAAUUGUAAGUUCUACCAAAACCACGUUUGUCCGGAUGAUCUUGUGAUAGUUAACUCGACCCGGUUGAAUUUGAGGAGUUUGUCGUUGGGAGUGUCAUCGGGAAAGGCGAUUUGUUUGUCCGGACCGGUCGGUUGUGGUAAAACUUCGCUUGUGGAGUAUCUAGCUAGGAAAACUGGCCGAAUAUGUCCCAAAAUGCAGGAAGUAGAACGACGGUUGCAGAAUAGCACAAAACAACGGACCAAUAAGAGAAAGGCUAAUGAUGGGUCUGAAGAACCGUUCGAUAUCAACGUGGAAAUGCUGAGAAAGGAAGCCCCAAGGAAUGGCUUUCUUCGCGUUCAGUUGGGUGAUCAGACCGACGGUAAGAUGCUGCUGGGACAGUAUCGCUGCACGGACAGUCCGGGCGAGUUUGUCUGGCAGGCCGGUGUUUUGACACAGGCCGUCAUCAAUGGAUACUGGUUACUGCUGGAGGAUUUAGAUUCGGCCACCCAGGAUGUUUGUACAGUGUUGACUAAUUUGCUGGAAAAUAAUUACCUGAGCGUGCCGGGUUUUCGAGACUGCCUGCGAAUCGAACCUGGUUUUCAGCUGUUUUUUACGCUUCGAUCGCACAAAACUGCCAGCACGACGCACAACACCUACAGCUUGUUGGAGAAGUAUCUCUACACGGUGAAUGUGAUUCCGCUGAGUCGGUUGGAACUUUGUUCGAUUAUUUGUACGAAAUUUCCGAUGCUCAAAACCGUGGCCAGUAGGAUUGUGGACAUUUAUUUGACGUUUUCGAGUGGUGGUCAUGCGAUCGGGAACGAAGAAAUCGAUGAGAGUAUGAGCAUUCUGGAUGGUGCUGAAGGUGUUAAAAGUAACGGAUUUUUCGAAGAAAACGAAGAUUGUUUACCGAGAUUUCAGUAUGAUAAUUUUCUGUUCGAAAGUCUACCGAGUUCGGGUCGUUUGGUUUCCACCAGAGAUCUGAUCAAACUGUGCCGAAGAUCGGUUCAAAGUUUUUCCGUUACGAGUACGGAGUGUGCUUAUUUUGUGUUUCAAAACGCGGUGGAUUUAUUCUGUUCUCAUUUGCCGACUGGAGAUUCGAAAAGGAAUUUGAUUGUCAGCAUCGGUGGUAAGAUUGGGAUCAACAAAACUCGAUGUGAGCACAUUUGUGACGAUUACAAACCGGAUGUCGAUGUUUCUGCUUCGGCGGAAAUAAAAAUCGGUCGAGUAUCGUUGAAACGAACCUCCGAACCGAUGCAACAGGAACACGAGUGUGACGAAAAUGGUGAAACCUUCCAGCACAAAAAACUCCGACUGGGCGAGAGUGCUUUUGCUCGAGUUAAAACACAAAGCUUCAAAAUGCAGAGCACAGCUCCGACAUUUUCCUUCACCCGGCCAGCAUCCUGCCUACUGGAGAGGAUAGCGGUAUCCGUGGUUCAGAAUGAACCUACUCUGUUGGUCGGUGAAACGGGAGUCGGCAAAACCAGUUCGGUCCAAUAUCUGGCCUAUCAGACCCGGCACAAGUUGGUUGUUAUCAACAUGAACAAUCAAUCGGAUGUUUCCGAUUUGAUCGGUGGUUUCAAACCGGUAGAUCUCAGCUAUGUCAUCACUCCGCUUCGUAACGAGUUCGAGCUACUGUUCGGCAAAACUUUCAAUGCACAGAAAAAUGAAAAGUUCCUGACCAACGUAAGCAUCUGCUACAAACAGGGUGAAUUCAAUGUUCUCGUCAAACUGAUGCUGAAAAUAACUGAAAAAGUAUUCGCACGAAAGCCGUUGGAACCGAAAUGUGUCGACGGGAUCUACGAAAAAUGGGUCAAAUUGCAGCAGAGUCUCCAGAAGUUGGACCACCAGUUGAAAAACCGCGUAAAUGUAUCGUUUGCUUUCAUCCCAGGCUCGCUGGUUAACUGCAUUCGCAACGGAGAUUGGGUUCUGCUGGAUGAAAUUAAUUUGGCUUCUACCGAAACGCUAGAAUGUCUGUCAACCAUUCUGGAACCGGACGGAUCUAUCAUUCUACUGGAAAGGGGUGAUUUCGUGCCGGUAAAACGUCAUCCGGAUUUUCGCAUUUUCGCUUGUAUGAACCCGAACACCGACAUUGGCAAGAAGGACCUUCCGGUCGGUAUCCGGAAUCGGUUUACGGAGUUUUUUGUAGACGAACUAACAUCGGAAAAUGAUUUACUCAUUCUCGUGAACGAUUAUUUGAGCAGCACCGGUAUUCAGAAGGUUCGAAUUUUGAAUACCGUCAAACUUUACCGACGGUUACGGGCGUUGUCGCAGCUGGAAUUGAACGAUGGUCUCGGGAAUAAGCCCGUUUUUUCGUUGCGAACUCUGUGCCGAGCGUUGAGCAUAUGUGCAAAGAAUCUGUGCGGUUCCAUUGAACGUAAUCUGUAUGAAAGUUUCUGUCUUAGUUUCCUUACCCAAUUGGAUUUGAAGUCACAUCAAACUGUGCUAACAUUUAUCCAGAAAACACUACUGAAAGACAUCAAUCAAGCGAUUUCCCACCAGAUCCCGCGGCCGACCCAAGGCGAGCAGUUAAAUUUCGAAGGAUAUUGGAUCGAGAAGGGACCGAAAGAGUGUCAGGAAUGCGAGAGUUACAUUCUGACGAGCAGCGUCCGAAGUAACCUCCGUGAUUUGGUUCGCAUCGUUUCGAUCGGGAAACUACCGGUUCUACUGCAGGGACCAACGUCCGCCGGUAAGACCAGUCUGAUCGAAUACAUUGCCAAACGGAGCGGAAAUGUGUGCCUGCGGAUCAACAAUCACGAACACACCGACCUGCAGGAGUACAUUGGGACUUACGUUGCCGAUGUGACCGGGAAACUGACCUUCAAGGAGGGAGUUUUGGUGGAAGCGAUGCGCCACGGUUACUGGAUUAUUCUGGACGAGUUAAAUCUGGCUCCGAGUGAUAUUUUGGAAGCACUGAAUCGUGUGCUGGACGAUAACCGGGAGCUGUUCAUCCCGGAGACACAGGUUCUGGUGAAAGCACAUUCGAACUUUAUGCUAUUUGCCACUCAAAACCCACCCGGUCUGUACGGUGGGCGCAAAAUGUUGUCCCGUGCUUUCAAGAAUCGUUUCAUUGAACUGCACUUCUCCGACAUUCCCCGGGACGAACUGGAAGUGAUCCUAGAGAAGCGUUGCCUGAUUCCGAAGUCUUAUUCACAGAAAAUGGUAAAAGUUAUGUGUGAUCUUCAGCAGAAUCGCCGCAGCACUAGUAAGCAAAAUUUCACCCUUCGGGAUUUGUUCCGAUGGGGAAAUCGAUACACUUUCGCAGAUAAGCAGCUCCUGGAAGACACCGGCUACGACUGGAACCAACAUCUGAUAGACGAAGGUUAUCUGAUUCUGUCGUCGAAGGUACGCAAUUUGUACGAGACACAAAUCAUCGAAAAGGCCCUGUUCACUCACUUCCGAAAGCAUGUCUCAGAGGAAAAUCUGUUCGCCCUGGACAAGGACACUUCGAAGGUGACCCGUAGUAUUUUGGAACGGCUACAAAAGCAGACGGCUUUCGACGGUAUCGUUUGGACAUUUGACAUGCGUCGAAUGGCCGUAUUAACCGCCAAAGCACUGCAGUUCAACGAACCGGUUCUGCUGGUGGGUCCUACGGGUUGCGGGAAAACCACAAUCUGUCAAAUUUUGGCUGCUGUUCGUGGCAAAAACCUCCGGAUACUGAACUGCCACAUGCACACCGAAGGAGCGGAUUUCCUCGGUGGAUUGCGACCUUUCCGAGAAGCAGAAUCUUCUACGGGCAAAGACACUCGGCAACUGUUCGAGUGGUCGGACGGUCCACUGGUACUGUCGAUGAUGGAAGGUGGUUUCUUUUUGGCGGAUGAAAUUUCCUUGGCGGAAGAUUCCGUUCUGGAACGUUUGAACUGUUUGCUGGAACCGGCAAGGACACUGUUGCUAGCGGAAAAGGGAGGCGUUUCGGCGGAUGCCUGUGAAUUUGUGAUAACAGCUGCCGAUGGAUUUCAGUUUUUGGCCACAAUGAAUCCGGGAGGUGAUUUUGGUAAGAAAGAACUUUCACCUGCCCUGAGGAAUCGUCUGACGGAGAUUUGGUGUCGUGCCACUGAUUCCGCCGAAGAUCUUGUCCGUAUUGCCGAGCAUGCUCUACGAAAAGGGAUGUCCAAUUCCGUUACAGACUGCGCCAACCUUGCUAAAGUACUAAUCGACAUCGUUUUCGUGCUGAAGAAAAAAAUCGAAAAACUUAAUUUCAGUAUUCGUGACGUACUUGCUUGGAUUGCAUUCAUUUGCAAGAAUCAGUCCCAUCUUUCCCUACCGGAGUCGCUUGUGUACGGAUUGGAAACAGUUUUCCUCGAUACACUAGAGAUGCUACCCUACGAAACCUACGAGGAGAUUGUCGUUCUUCGUCGGGAAAUUCUUGCCGCUUUACAUCGUCUAAUCGCCGAAGUGCUCGACAUCAACCAGUUCAAACUCAACCGAGGAACGACUGUCCAAUCAACGGAGUCUACGUUCGGCAUAGCCCCGUUCUUCAUACAGCUCAGUCCGGAUCAACGGGAUCGUCGAACGGAGUUUAUGUUCAGUGCUCCAACCACUCAAAAAAACCUAUUCCGCUUACUUUCCGCACUGAGCCUAGACAAAGCAAUUCUCCUGGAAGGUCCACCCGGGGUAGGCAAAACGUCGCUGGUCGAGAAUUUAGCUCGAACCACCGGAUUCUCCAUAGUCCGGAUCAAUCUAUGCGAACACACCGAUCUGGCUGACCUUUUCGGAACGGAUCUCCCGGCGGAUGAUCACUCGCUCGACAGUACCGAGCAAUCAACGAAUGGAACAGCAUCGAACAAACUGGGUUCGUUUGUGUGGCGUGAUGGGCCACUUCUGGCAGCUCUGAAAGCCAAAAACACUUGGGUAUUGCUGGAUGAACUGAACCUGGCCCCACAAAGUGUCCUGGAAGGUUUAAAUGCUAUUCUCGAUCACCGUGGCGAAGUGUUCGUUGCCGAGCUGAACAAAACUUUCAAGCUAAGUAAAAAAACGCGCAUUUUUGCCGCACAGAACCCGCUUCGGCAAGGUGGAGGUCGGAAAGGGCUUCCGCAGUCAUUCCUGAAUCGAUUCACCAAAGUAUACCUGCGCAAACUGGAACGGUCCGAUCUGUUACAUGUAGUGAACGGAAAAUAUCGCGUCCAAUUUUCAGCCAUUGGCGAACGUUUGAUUCGCGAUCUCGGACGACAGUCGGGAGAAAAGUGCAGUUAUUUCGAAGCGUUGAACUCCCCGGAAGCGGAGUCGAUUCAGUUUGAUCUAACCGAGCGUAUGGUCAUUUUCUCGGAAAGCCUAGAAACCGGAAUCGCCAAUAUGGAGUUUGGCUACAAGGGAGGUCCUUUCGAGGCCAACUUGCGAGACAUUCUAAGCUGGUGUGAGCUGAUUUGCGGUGAACAAACUGGGUUCUAUCAUAAACGAUUUACCGUAGCACCGUCUUCCCAUCACAAUUUUCUACUGGUUCUGUUCGAAAAGAUGAAACUGGUCUAUAUGCAGCGCAUGCGAACCGACGUGGAUAAAAACUACAUUUUAACCGUGUUUGCCCGAGUAUUUUCAUGCAACGCCUUCGAACUAGAUCAACAGUCGCAAGACAUUGGCUUGUAUUGGACGGAUGAUAAACUCUAUCUAGGUGAUCUAGUGCUCGAUAAAACCAAUCGAGCGAACGACGAAAUCACACCGCGACAAACUACGCAAACGGCCCCACUGCUGUUGACGAGUCAAAUCGAGAUGCUGAAAAACAUUGCCGAAUGUAGUUUGACGGGUAAACCGGUAAUUCUGUGUGGUCCCAGUGACUGUGGAAAGACGAAACUCAUUCAUCUGCUGACGACAGUGAGCCGUCAAUUGUGCAACGUUGAUACGAUCGACGAUUCCGUCACCGGUAGUUUCCAGCAGUUUGAUUUCAAUCGUCACCUGGAGGAAAUGUCCGCCGGUGUGGAAUCGGUUGUGAUGGAUGUCGUGAGAAAAGUUGUCCUGAGUGGUGCCGAGAAUGGGCGGAAAUUGAUGGUGCAGUUGAUCAGUAGUUGGGAGAAGUAUUCAAAGCUGAAUGACGGCAAAUUUGCUUUCACCACGCAAAAUGUUCAAGCAGAAGAAUUGGUGCUAUUCCGGAAACGGCUGAUGGCACUGCAGGAUGUAGUCACUUUGCUAGGCAAGCUCGGAGAGCUUGUCCACGAUCGCCAACGACUGCGCUCGAUGGAUAGCAUUUUGAAGACACUAUUCAGCAUCUCCAAACAGGCGGAAACGCUGAAUACCGGUGGACAUUUCGAGUGGGUAGACUCGAAGGUAGUGAAAUCACUCAAACAAGGUCAGUAUAUCUGUCUCGAACAUGUAAAUCUCUGUUCGUCGGCUAUUCUGGAUCGGUUGAACCCCAUAUUCGAACCGGACGGUACCUUGCUGAUCUCGGAGAAGGGCGUCGAUGGUAACAAUGAGUCGGAGGUCAUUCGGCAGCACGCCAACUUCCGAGCUUUCCUAACUCUGGAUCCCAAGCAUGGGGAAAUUUCACGGGCCAUGAGAAACCGAUGUGUUGAGCUGGCGCUUCAUAGGGAAAUCUACGGAGAGGAUGAUUUGCGGAAGCUUGUAUACGACAGCGGCGUUCGGGAUAGCUGGAUGAUCGACACGAUUCUAGGCGUUCAUCAAGAAGUCAAGACAGUGUCCGAGUUCAAUCAGUUCGGCAUUGCUCACGUACUGAAGUUCGCUUACUUGGUAGGUCAAAACCAACGGAUGGGAAUGGAGGAAAACAAAUGUCUGCUGAUUAGUGCACUGGAAGUUUACGUCCGGUCAUCCAAUAGUGAUUUGCUUGGUCACGGGUUGGAUUACUAUCGGAAUGCAUUGAAGAGAGUGAUUCAGGACCAGGUAGGAAAAGCGCUGGGGUCGGCAAAAAACUUGGUGAAUUAUGAAAACAUUCUGUUGCGAUCCAAUCAACUAACGAAGCUGCAGCUGAUUAAGCUUCAAACCGAACCGUUUUUGUGUAUUCUAAGGUGUCAUUCGCAAGGAGUUUCAGACACAACUGGAACGUUGAGCGCUAUUUCUAGUGCGUUCCACGAACAAACUGACAUCGCUUUGGAGAAUCUGAAAUAUAUGCUGUACAUGUUGUAUGAAAUGAGCAGUUCGGAAGAUGUUAGGUGUCGAGUGAUUUAUCUGGACGAGUCAUUCAAGUCGAUUCAAUGUGCAAGUAGUGAAUCAAACAAAUUCAGCGAUACGACGGCUAUCAUUGAGGUGGAUUUUGAAUUGAAGUCUUGCUCAAAAAAUCAAUGGACUCCACUGGCGCAGUAUCAAGAGCUUGAACACACAAAGCAGGAGAAAGUGGAAGACUCCGAUGGGUCAACAGUAACGAUCGAGCAGAUUUUAACGCAGUUAGAUAGCCUAAAUAGAACAUUGUUUAGCGCAUUAGAAACGUCCACUCUGUCUGCUGGUCACUUACCCUGGAAUCGAUCACUGUUUCCUAGAAUACGUGAAUAUCAGGAAGACGUUGGUGCAGAACAGUAUCAAAUAAGUGCUGCACUUCUGCUCAACACCACCCUAAUACCGGUUGAAGUAGAGAAUUCGAUCAAACUGAGUAAGAUCGAUGUGCUUUCCUAUUCGAAAGCAGUGUCCUUGGGAUUGAUCAACGACAGUAUCGGGAAUGGUUUGGUAACACAGCUGUAUCAAUUUCUGACGAGCUUUAAGCCACUGGUUGAAGAUGCUCUGCGGGUGACAUCUCUGGAUCUUAUCACUUAUACGAAACUUAUCGGAUCCUACCUUUGGAUCAAUCGAUUGAUCCGUCAUUCUCGUCAGAAACUGUUCUUCAACAAGGAAGUGAAUUCCAACGUUAUCGACUACAUCACACUGCAUUUCAAGUGGGUGCAAAAACACUGUCUAGCUAUUUUCGAUCAUCACAACUGUACCCGAUUUCGAGUGUUAAAUAAAUCUCUCGAAGAAUCGGUUCAAAAGAGUAACCACCCGUUAACCCGAUCCCGUAAGUUGUACGCUAAAAACUUCCUGAGCCACCUGCCAUUCUACUCGCAAGAGCAAAUCGACUUCCACCAGGCGAUCGUUGAGUUCAACGAAAAUCUACGCUUGAUUCCGCGACUGACCGGUUCGUUUGAGUACGAAGAUUUCCUCCGACGAGUAGCUUUACUCAAUCACCCGAGAACCAUCGAUGUGAGACGAUCACAUUUGGCUAAACCCGCUCGAUCGGUGGAACUGCUGCUGGUUGAUGUACGGGAUAUUGCGGUGCCUGCCAUCGACAACGAAGCCAUCGGUCAGUUGAUCACACGGAUUAAGCAAUGGAAACCAGUCGGAUCAGACGGGUUUGACGAGCAAUUUCGACAGGACAAUAAAGAGCUGCGGGACUUUGGCAAGUUUACGGAACAGUUGGAGCCACCGGAAAGACCGGACAGUAGUAGCAAGUUUGAGAUAGAAAUGUUGCCGAUUUACGAGUACUUUUUACUAAAAAUGUUGGUUGGAAGCUCGACCUGGAAUUACGACUACGUGGCAGGAGUUCGUUCGCUCGAUUUGGAGACGUUGGAUCUACUAAAAGUGCUACGGGAUCCACAGCACGGACAUGCAGUUGAGGUAACUAGUGCGUUGACGAAGCUUUUGAAAUCGGAACUGGAGUUUGAAGCGGUACUGGAAGCGUUGCCGGCUGGAUUUUAUCGUGGUAUUACCACUUAUUUCAAUACUUUGAACCGCAGGAUGUUCGAAUUACAGCUGAAUUCUUUGGCUCUGAACCAAGUGGUGUGCUAUGGAAUGUGCGGUAGCCAGUCGAAGUAUGAAACUUGUCACAAUCAGAUAUCCAACCAAUCUUUCCAUGGAACGGUGCUCAGCACAAAUUGCUUGUCAAUUCUGUUGGACUAUGGUGGAGAAGAACGAUCUACCGGCUUGGGUGAGCUUCCCGUAUGGAGACGAAUGUUGAACGGUCUACGAAACGUGAUCUGGUGUAAUUCGGGUGUUCUGAGAAAGAACUUCGAUCAGCAGUACGUUGGAUUGGGAAAGGCAGUUGAACAGGCCGGAAAGUUGCUACUUGAACUCGACACGGUACAGAAAUGGUGUCACCAGGAACAGUCCUACGUUGGUCAUGAAAAAUUCGUCCAGGACUUUGGUCUACUGGUUGAAGAACUUCGGCGAUUGGUGGAGCGAUCCAGGUCUUUACGGUCAACCUCGUCGUACGAAGAACUCCGAAGUAGUACCAACCGAAAUCUUCAAUGGCAGCUGCUGUCCUUGAUUCAGUCGUUUAGCGGAGCGAUACAGUUAAACCUGAUGGUUUAUCUUCCCCUAUUGGAUCCCGUGGAGAAAAAUGCCAUGAAAAAGGCGUAUACCAACGAAGACAUAGCACACUAUCGAACCCUUUUGCAGAUCUACGAUUACAUGGCUAUCACUGUGAACUAUCGACAGCUGGGAGAAGUCACCAAGCAAUCAUUUUCCAGCCACCUGGACAGCUUAGAAAACCAACGGGACAAGCUGUGUCGUAAAGUGGCACUACGUCCGGCAACUAAUAUCUACCCGGAUCUGGUCAGGGACGUAAACAACUUCCUAAUGUCCUGUUGUCACCCGGAAAAGCUGUUGGAACUGAUUCAGAAUGGCUCCCGCUGUUUAGAGUUCGUAGUUGAUGUGAGAAACCCAACCAACAAUUGCACCCAGUCCAGAAACUUCCUGCAACGGGCGAACGAAACGAUCAAACAGAUCGAACUGUGGAUCAGCACGGCCGACAGGUACGAACAUCAUACACUGAAACGAUACGGGGCAUACUAUCAAGAUGUUCUGGAACCGUUGCGCUGCUCGAUCGCAACCUUGAAAUGUGGUUUGGUCGGGCUGAAACAUACCCUGAUGAUUCGACGGGACUCGAUCGAAACGAAGAGCAACGGAGUUUUCUUCGACCUAGCUGAGAACGAUGCACUGACGAAGAUUGCCGAGAAAUUCGUUCAGUUUCCGGUGGUUAAACCAAUCGAGCUGUUCGAUGAGGACUCUACCGGACAUACAGUGAAUGUGUACUCCCUGUUGGAGAAACUAGACGACAGCGAGGGAAGCUAUUUUCGGUUGUUAAAAUCAAAACUACAGGAAGUUCGCAAUCAGGUGACGCUUCGGGGUUGUCUAGCCGGGGACGAUUUCCUAGCACUGGACAAGAUCGUGAAUGUUUGCAAUCAGGUUUGGCAAAAGCAGGAACUUUGCAAGCGGAAAAAACAAGCCGAAGAAGAUAGUUUGUAUCAGACGAAGAAUCACUGCGACGAGGAAGAUGAGGAAACGGUAACCCAGCGGGAGAUUGGAAAUCUCUUUCCGAACUACGUCGAUGAAGAUUUUGCUGAUUUCAUCCAGAACGAUACGCUGGAACAGGUGAUCAAGGUUGAUCAGCUGAAGCGAAAUCAGAAGAUCAAGGAAACCAUUAGUGGCGAAGAUUACGGGUUCAUCUGUGAAAGUUUUAUUUAUUUGAUGAGUAAAUUUUCCCGAUCUUAUUAUUACAUUCCGGAGAUGGUAGCGGAUCUACCGGAAACGGUUUCACCCGAUUUUAUCGGUCCAUUCAGAACCAAGAUCGCGAUCUUUCAGCAAGUGUUUCGCAAGUACAAAACGGCAUUGAACAGUAAACUGGACGAAAGUUUCUAUCCGGGUCUAAGCUUGCUGGUGGGUCUAGUCCAGGAAAAGUAUAACGAUAUGGAGCUGCAGUGUUCGACUUUGAUCAGCUAUAACUUCUACAAGGACUCCAAUAUCGCCGAAGUGGUUCAGUGCGUUGAAGUGCUGCAGAAGGUUGAGCUUCGUGUUCGUGCACUACUCGAAGAGUGGCCCGAUCACGCGCUGUUGAAGGACAUCCUACGAAUUUUGGAACGAAUCUAUACACUACCUUCGACUGCUCCGAUCGUACGCUUCAGCACCGGACUGCAGCUGUUGAGACAGAAACUGGACGAAUGGAAUGGGGUAGCACAUCGUUUGAAUAAUUUGCGCGAGCUGGAAACGGAUAUCGUCCAAUUCGUUCACCGUUGGAUGCGAAUGGAGUUACAAUUUUGGCGAGACUGCAUGACACAAACGCACACGAAUGUUCGGUCCAAAGCCUAUCGGUAUUGGUUCUUCGUGUACAAUCUGUUGCACGAAUAUCUGCAAAGUGAUUCGAAAGCCAAGUUAGGUAACCUUCUGGACUACCGAAAGGUGGAGCGCUAUUUCGGACAGGAUGAGCUAUUGGAUGACGACGAUGACGAAUCGAAAGAUGGCAAGGUUCAGAUCACGGAUUUGAUUCAUGUGUUGAAGCAGUUCAUGGAAUCGUCAAACUAUGCGGAGUUCACCACCCGUCUGCGCAUACUAAAAUCCUUCGAGCAGUACUUAAUGUACCUAAACUACGACGACAAUCGUCGGAAGGAUACGGUGAUCGCCAUUCUGUACAAUCUGCAUAUGUACUACGAUCAAUUUUCGGCGGAAAUCGAAGAACACAUCCGAUCCAAACGAAGUCCCAUCGAGAAGCGAUUGAAGGAAUUCGUUAAAAUAGAAUCCUUCAACAAGGAUCUUUCCUACUUCAGCAUGCGCAACAACAUAGCCCGGGUUCAUCGACAGCUGCACAAAUUCCUGAAAGAAUUCGAAACUGAGAUCAAGGAAAAAAUUCUACCCGUGUUCAGUCCGAAGGACCCUGCCCGGGAGAUCACCGAUGUGGAACAACAAAAAGGAAAGAACCUCCGUGCGGAAUCGAAGAUCACCUACUACAUGGUAGACGUAAAAAGCUUCAUGGCAUCACCCAAGCUGAAAGAUAAAUUUUCCAUCCGUGCUGUUCCGCUGGAAUCCGGAACCAAUGAAGAACUGCUGGCUCGUAUCGAUCAGUACUUCCUGACAUCUCGUACUAUCGUGAAGGAUGCGAUUCUACAUGCACCCUUUCCGGGACUGAUCUACAACCUGGACACGUUCUUACACGAUCAAAUCGAAACGAUCGAGUAUCUGCGUGGGCUGGAGGUCGAUCGCGAUCAACCGAAACCGAAGCAGAAAUCCCAAGCGAAGCACAUUUUGAACCAGAAGCGGAAAACCCUUGCCGACUUUUACAAAAGUUUAACCCUGCUUGGGCUUAGCUAUCGCAGUGGACUGGUCGAGUGUGGCAUCGAUCAGGACCCGGUCGAUUUGACGAUGAAACCAUUUUCGGUAGAAUUGUUGACACAAAACAGCAAGUAUCGGAAGGUUGAUCAACAUCUCGUAUUUCUGAACGAUAAACUAAGUCUGUACUAUUCGAAGUGCGUGUUCAAGAUCAAAAUGCUCCUGAAAGUGAUGCUACAACCGAAUGCCGACGUUGGACUGAUCAAUAUCGAACGAAUUCGAGGUUUCGCGAUCGAUUUCUUCCUGGUAGUGCAAAAUCAGCGACGUGAGUUGGGCUGCUCGAUUGGCAACGUAUGCGAAUUGAGAGAUCGAAUUCAGGAUAUUACCCAGCUAGGCAGUUGUCUUGAUUCCAACGUGAAGAAAUUCCACUUCGAUCAUUCCAGACGGCAGCUAAAGAGCGUAAGGAAAUGUUUGAUCACCAUCAAAAGUGUCCUGGAGCAAUUCAACCUUCUAUUCAAAUGUGUUCCGAAUCAAGCUCAACCGGAACUGACUGUGCUGACGGGCGAAGAAGGCUUUACUGCGAAAUCGGCUGCACCAAUAGCCAAACUAUCCCAGGACUGUUUGGGCCUGACAAACAAAUUACUCGAUUUUCUCAAAAAAUCAGACGAUUCCUAUAUUCCGGACGAUUUUUCCGCCGACGUAGAAAAGCAAUUCAACGAAAUUCACAACAAACUGGAUGCUCUCCGCGAUCAAAUGAAAUUUGACAACUCCGACGAGUAUUCGGUCUAUGCCCGAUCUAUCAUCGAUCUUCUGAAAGUGAUUCGUUCGGUGACCGUAGAAUGGACCAAUGAAAACAACGACGGUCCCAAUGCCGACGAGACGUACGACGAGCAAAGCCUAAAUAAUGAAAUCGAAAACAUCAUUCACUCGAUUUUGCUCGCCAUGCAGCACAUCUACAAAAAGUAUUCCUCCCCUCCUGAACAGAAACCGAUCUCAGAAAGCGUCAACGUCGAGAACGCUACCAACGACGAACACAAAAACCACAACGACGACGACGAUCACGAAUCCAAUCCGCUGCUUCCACAUCAUCUAAAACGAAAGAUCAACAGUGAUCUGCUGCAAGACUUCCGAACGCUCAACCUGCGUAAAGUGAUUACCAAGAUUGCAAACCUGUUGGUCAUACUGGAAUCGUUGCGUGAUCCGAAGAAAAGUGCCGCCGUCAUUCGUAAGCUUACCCGUCUGGUACCGAUUCUGGAGCAGUUCAACCUCCUGGUGGAGUACUAUCUUAUCCAGCAGCUGGGAGCGCACAAAAUCAGUACCAAAAUGCUUUCGGUUAUGCUGACAGUGUUCAUCGAACUGGGCAGCAAAGGAUUUUGCGUACCGAAGGAUUUGUUGGAAGACGACCGGGAAGCUGGUGGCGAACAGCCCGACGAUGGACAGGCGAGUGGCGAAAAGUUCGGUUUCGAGGAUGGCGAAGGCGAGAAGGACGUAUCGAAUAAGAUCGAAAGUGAGGAUCAGCUGGAUGAUGCAAAGAAACCGGGACAGGAGGACGACAAAAAUCGGGAAGAGGAAAAGGAUAACAAGGAAGAGAAGGGUAUCGAUAUGAGUGAAGAUUUCGAUUCGAAGCUGCAGGAUAUGGAGAAACCGGAAGGUGAUGAUUCGGAUGAAGAGGAGAAGGACGACGAAGAGGACAUCGAUAAACAGAUGGGAGAAACGGAGGAAGGGGCCGAGAAACUGGACGAUCAGAUAUGGGGUGACGAUGAGUCGAAAGAGGAAGAGGACGAAAAGGAAGAUGAUAUGGAAGAAGAGGAGGGUAAAGGUUCCGCCGAGGCCGAUGAAAAGCACAACAACUUGGAUUCGGAAAAGGAAAAAGCACCAGGAGAAGAAGAAGAUGGUCUGGAUGCUAUUGAUCAAGCAAAGGACGAUAAAAAGAAGGAAAAGCCGAAAGAUAUCGAUGAUGUGAACAACCAGGAAGGUGAAGAAGAACAGGAAAAUCCAUAUCACAAUCAGUUAGAAGAACCACCGCAGCCGGAAGACUUCGACUUGGAUGAGGACUUCAAUCUCGACAACGAUGAUAACGCGGACAAGCAGAAAAACGAUGAAAACGAACAACAGGAGAAUCCAUUUGACAUCGACAACAUGAAAGAUGGUGCUGAUAAUCAGGACGAAGGAGACGAAGAUGCAAAAGAUGAUCAAAAAGAUGGAGAUAAAGAUGAAGGUGAAGAAGAGUGCCCUUCUGACGAAGAACAAACCGAAGGUGAUACAAAAUUGGAUGAGGAAGCACAAGAAAAGGACGACCAGGAAGAACAGCCAAACCCAGAGGAUGACGUCCAGCAAAUACCGGAAGAGAACAAGGAUCAAGAACCAGAACCCGAACAAAUGCAGACGGAUGAAGCGGACAACAAAAAGAAAGAACCGAUGGAGCAUCAUGAGUCGAAGGAUAAACAAUCGAAAGAAGACCGGAUAGAAGCCAUGCCAGAUACGGAAAACAAAGGCAGCAGCGAUCAGGUAGCGAACGAGAAGCAGGAAACAAAACAGGAAGAUGAACUGAACGAACAGGACACCGGUGAGGACAAAGAUGGUGUUGGUCAGGCGGAAAACGAACAGGCGGAUAGUGGCCAUCAUGGCAUAGCGGAGUCAAAGAAGACACAAGCCAAACGCGAUCAAAAUGAUCAGAAGCAGAAGCAGGAAAAACAUCAACAGGGUAAUACGGAUGAGGACCGUAGCCUGGGAGAUCCGGCUAAGGCAGAAAAUAAGAGGCUAAAAACGAUUGCCGAAAUGAACAGAAAUGAUCGAACGGAAGAAACCGAAGAAAAUCCGGAACAGGAGGAUGCGUCCGAAGAAUAUCAGCACGUGAAAGACGCCAAACAGAACGACAAGAUUACGCUGGACAAUGCCACUGAGGAGCAAUCGAAAAAGAUACAACACCAAGAAACGGAGAAAGAAAGUGAUGACGAUGCCAACAAGGAGGAUGAAGGAGCCGAGGAACUGAUGGAAACCGACGAACAGCUAGAGGUACUAGACGACCAGAAUCAAGAGCUUGUGGAGAGUGAAAAGAACGAUGGUAAAAAGGACAAACCGGCGAAGAAAAGAGAAGAACAACAGGACACCGCCAAUCCAAUGGAAACGGUUGAUGUUGACGGAGAUGUCGUCGAAACGGCACAUGUGACCCGAGGUGGCGAAACUACGGCUCAUACCAUCAUGGACAUUCUGAAUGAUAUGACGGUUCCGGAGGAGCCGUCGACGACCGAAAUGCUCGAUUUGCGGAAAAUGGUCGAGAAAGAAACGCUUGCCGUAAAUGCAGUUCAACCGGAGCACGGUGACUUCGACCGUUGGCAGGAGAUUUCCAACCGGAUGCUGCCGAAUGCACGGGAACUGUGCGAACAGCUUCGCCUGAUUUUGGAACCGACGAAAUGCACCCGAUUGAAGGGUGACUAUCGAACCGGUCGACGGAUCAACAUGAAAAAAAUCAUUCCGUAUAUUGCGUCUCAGUUCCGCAAGGACAAAAUCUGGCUGAGGCGAACGAAGGCGGCACAACGAGACUACAAGAUUACCAUUGCGGUUGACGAUUCAAAAUCGAUGGACCAUAAUAACUCCAAGGAACUGACUUUGCAAGCGAUUUCGCUGGUGUCACAGGCGCUUACGCUGUUGGAAAGCGGCCGUUUGAAUGUGUUGUCAUUCGGUGAAUCUCCGAAAAUUUUGCUCAAACACUCCGAUCAGUUUGAUGGUGCGAAACUGAUCAAUUCGUUGAACUUCGAGCAAAAUCAAAGCAGGAUUGCCGAGCUGCUGGACUUUGUAAGAACGUUCAACUCCGAAGAUUCGUCUUCGUCAGACAAUGGAAUAUUUGAAAAUCUGCUGCUCGUGCUCAGUGAUGGGCGAAACAUUUAUAGUGAAGGUGAGAAAAAGGUGAAAAACUCGGUUAAACUUGCGCGCCUUCAACGAAUUUUCGUGGUCUAUGUAAUCAUCGAUAAUCCGGAUAAUAAGCAUUCUAUAAUGGAUAUCCGGGUGCCACUGUUUACACCGGACCGCAACGAAAUUGUAAUGCAAUCCUAUUUGGAUGUAUUCCCAUUUCCAUAUUACGUGAUCGUGCGAGAUCUAGGCCAGUUGCCUCUAGUACUGAGCGACGCUAUGCGUCAAUGGUUCGAGCUCGUGAACAGCGCACAGUAAAUAAAAUAGCAUUUAUAAACUUCUAAAGUAGAUGUUGAGAGUUUUGUUUAUAUUAUUAUAUAUUGAAUGUAAAUAUAAUACAUAAAAUAGUUUAUUAUC
Molecule: messenger RNA, 17145 nt
Organism: Malaya genurostris
Lineage: Eukaryota; Metazoa; Arthropoda; Insecta; Diptera; Culicidae
Product: midasin
Exons: 7
Coding region: 145-17046 (5633 amino acids)
Biological process (GO): ribosomal large subunit assembly; rRNA processing
Cellular component (GO): preribosome, large subunit precursor; nucleus
Molecular function (GO): ATP binding; ATP hydrolysis activity
Source: RefSeq, a predicted model, not a curated record